AUGAUGGCGAGGAGGAUCAAAGCGAGCCACUGGCGCCGCUAUGUCUUUUUCGCGAUUCCCCUACUAAUUGGAGGUCUGUUUCUACUGCGAUUUGUGAGCAUAUCGAACUCCAAGGACUUGCAGACGGUGCUCCAGAGCCUUCCGACAGAAUUGCGUUCGACGUUAGACCUAUCGCGGACGAAGGAGGACGAGAUGAUGGGGCAUUUCGAGCAAUUUAUGGAGGAGGUGGUGCGGAAGCAGGAAGAUCAGAUACGGCGGUUGGACCGCGAGCGCAAGGCGCUCGAGAAGAAGCUGCAGGAGCUCAAGCGGCCGGCGAGCCACAGCACGCUCCGCGAGCAGCUCGCGGCGGUGCACGAGUACGGGACAACGAAGAAGUUCCCGGCGUACGUGUGGCAGACAUGGAUGUACUCGGGGGCGGACGACAGGAUGGACAACCGCUUGCGGGACUACGAGCAGAAGUGGGGCAAGAAGAACCCCGGCUUCGUGCACGAGAUAGUGAACGAUGACACGGCCAAGGCGCUGGUGCACUACUUGUACGCGUCGAUCCCGGAGGUGAUCGAGGCGUACAACGUGCUUCCGUCCAAGAUCCUGCGGGCGGACUUCUUCAAGUACUUGAUCCUCUUGGCCCGCGGCGGGGUGUACGCCGACAUCGACACGAACCCCCACCAACCCGUGCCGAACUGGAUUCCGGAGAACGUGUCUCCUACGAAAAUUGGAAUGAUAAUCGGGAUAGAGAAUGAUGCCAAGACGCGCGACUGGCGCAGCAGCUUCAUCCGGCGACUACAGUUUGCUACGUGGGUAAUACAGGCCAAGCCGGGCCACCCGAUCAUCCGCGAGGUGGUGGCGAAGAUCACGGAGGAGACCUUGAGGCGCAAGGACGACGGCAGUCUCAAUUCAAAUUUGAGAGAUGAUAAGAAUAUCAUGUCAUGGACCGGCUCAGGGGCCUGGACCGACGUGGUGUUCACUUACUUCAAUGAUUACGUCCAAAGUGGCAUUCUCCAGAAAAUUACGUGGAAAGACUUCCACAAGAUCCCUCGGCCCAAGCUGGUCGGAGACGUCCUCGUUUUACCGCAGUUUUCGUUCAACGCACCUACAUCGCAGGACUCGUCGGCGGGCGAUAAGAAUUUCUAUUACGCCUCCCACGAAGGCAUGAAGUCGUGGAAGGAAUAG
This is a messenger RNA of Eremothecium gossypii ATCC 10895, 1170 nucleotides long. It is a transcript of the gene HOC1, whose product is annotated as alpha-1,6-mannosyltransferase. The record is from RefSeq and is marked provisional. Gene Ontology annotation, molecular function: alpha-1,6-mannosyltransferase activity. Gene Ontology annotation, cellular component: mannan polymerase complex. Bases 1 to 1170 code for a protein of 389 amino acids. The transcript has a single exon. Lineage: Eukaryota; Fungi; Ascomycota; Saccharomycetes; Saccharomycetales; Saccharomycetaceae. Gene Ontology annotation, biological process: protein N-linked glycosylation.